AUGUUAGGUGGCUUUGGUGCUUUUAGUUCAAACAACCCUUCUUCAAAUAACGGUUCACAACAAUUCAAUACUAUGGGAAGUACUGGUAACUCAAUACCUAACAUGGGAACAAACUCAUUUGGAGGAAAUGGAUUAGGUACAAAUACAAUGGGAGGAAAUACAUUUGGAACAAACCCAUUAGGAGGAAAUGGAUUAAGUACAAAUGCGUUUGGAGGAAAUACAUUUGGAACAAACUCAUUAGGAGGAAAUGGAUUAAGUACAAAUACAAUGGGAGGAAAUGGAUUAGGCACAAAUACUUUUGGAGGAAAUGGAUUAGGCACAAAUACUUUUGGAGGAAAUGGAUUAGGAACAAACAUGAUUGGAGGAAAUGGAUUAGGUACAAACUCAUUAGGAGGAAAUGGAUUAGGUACAAAUACAAUGGGAGGAAAUACAUUUGGAACAAACUCAUUAGGAGGAAAUACAUUUGGAACAAACUCAUUAGGAGGAAAUGGAUUAGGAACAAACGUGAUGGGUGGAAAUGGAUUAGGAACAAACAUGAUGGGAGGAAAUACAUUUGGAACAAAUGGACAAGGAACAAACACAGGAAUAGGAACACCCACACCACAAGAUUUUACUAAAUCACGAUUUCCAACAGAGAGUAUUAAAAACAGAGAGUCAAUUCAAAUUAUUCCAGAAAGUAAUAAAAUCAAAAGAGAAAAGAAGAAACAAGAAGUUACAACACCAACUAUAAUUAAUGAAACAAAUGAAAACAAGUCAAAAUUAGAUGAUGUAUUUGAUCUUUCUAGGAAAAACACAACAAACGAACAACCACUUUUCUUAAGACGAUUUAACCAAACAUUUAAUUCACCAUAUAGAAGGAAUGGAAUGGUACCGUUAAUACGUCCUUCAUAUAUUAAUAAUUCAACACAAAGACAAUCAAUUUAUUCAUGUAAUCCCAUAGGAACAUUAAAUCCAAGUUAUAAUUGUAAUAUCAACAAUAGCAUAGUGACUUCCAUUCCUGGAAAUAUUUCAAGAAAUAGUAUUUUACCAAAUACAACUAUAAACAACCAAACAAGUAUUCUUUUUAAUAACAAUCAACAAUCUGUAUUAUAUGGACUUAAUCAAGGAAAUAAUUCUAUAUUAUCAAAUAGUCCAAUAGUGCAAAAUAUAAAAGAAUAUGCUAUUAUUUUAUCUAACUUAACAAUUCAAGACACACCAUUAAUUAUAAAUGUAUUGUCUCAAUUUGGAGUUAUUGUUAAUGUUAUUGAAUGGAAAAAUGGAGUUAAAGUGAUAUUUGCAGAUGAGACAGUUGUUAAUUAUUUAAUUGAUAUGAAAAAAAUAAUGAUCGCAGGAAAAAUGUGUUACAUCAGUGAUCCAAAUGAAUCAUUCUUAUUAAAACUCUUUGAUGGACAAACAUGGAAAAGUUUAUUUUCUAAUUUAUUUAAUUUCCUUCAUUCAAUUUGGAAUUAA
Messenger RNA from Entamoeba histolytica HM-1:IMSS, 1449 nucleotides. RefSeq lists its product as uncharacterized. NCBI's taxonomy places the organism in Eukaryota, Evosea, Mastigamoebida, Endamoebidae. Bases 1 to 1449 code for a protein of 482 amino acids. The record is from RefSeq and is a predicted model, not a curated record. The transcript has a single exon.